Messenger RNA from Torulaspora delbrueckii, 1974 nucleotides. RefSeq names its product sugar porter family MFS transporter. Gene Ontology annotation, biological process: transmembrane transport. Gene Ontology annotation, cellular component: membrane. The record is from RefSeq and is a predicted model, not a curated record. NCBI's taxonomy places the organism in Eukaryota, Fungi, Ascomycota, Saccharomycetes, Saccharomycetales, Saccharomycetaceae. Bases 1 to 1974 code for a protein of 657 amino acids. The transcript has a single exon. Gene Ontology annotation, molecular function: myo-inositol:proton symporter activity.
AUGUCUGAUAGUAGUUCACUGGAUGAACCAAAGGCAACUGUUUCGCAUCAGGAUGAUGUUAGGGCGGAAAAAGCCAAUUAUAAUAAAGAAGCACUUUUCAAGCCAAAGAUGAGUGAUUCUUCUUCGGCAGAUAUGGAAGAUAACACUUAUGGGGAAAAUGAGGCAAAUACCAGCGGCGAUGGUAACGUUUUGGGUCAAUAUUCAGUAAAGCAAGUUAUGCAAAUGGGUAGACAUUUUGCUCAGAAGCACAAUUUACCCAAUGAUGAUGAUAUUUUCGCUAGAGCGGCCGCUUUAGCUAGAGAUCCAAACAAAUUCGACCAUAUGGAUUUUUUGUCGGAACAUGAGCGUAUAGCUUGUUAUGACGAAAUUAAUAAACCUUGGAGUUCUAUGACUAAUAAAUUGAUCCAAAUUAUUGCAGCUUCUGCUAUGUCUGCAGCUGUGCAAGGUAUGGAUGAAACGGUUAUCAAUGGUGCUCUAUUGGGUUACCCAAAAGCUGUUGGUUUGGAUGGCGGCACAGAAAGAGAGAAUUGGAUCCAGGGUUUGGUCAAUGGUGCUCCUUACUUGUGUUGUGCUGGGUUUUCGUGCUGGACCACUGAUUGGAUGAACAAUAAACUCGGUCGUAAAAAUGUUAUUUUCUUCACCUGUUUGAUCUCUGCUAUUUCCUGUUUUUUGCAAGGUUUCGGACCCACUGGUGCGCCCGGUUGGCAUUAUCUAUUGGCGAUGAGACUGUUAUUGGGUGUUGGUCUAGGACCAAAGAGUGCUACCACUAAUGUUUAUCUAGCAGAGUGUGCUAGUAAGCAAAUUAGAGGUUCUGUCACCAUGAUGUGGCAAUUGAACACUGCGUUGGGUAUCAUGUUUGGUUAUGUUUUCUCUCUAGCUUUCUUCCACGUUCCAUCUCAUGGUAUCGGUGGUGGUUUGAACUGGAGAUUGACACUGGCGAGUGCUAUGAUUCCAGCUAUCUUUGUCAUGAUUCAAAUUCCAUUCUGCCCUGAAUCACCACGUUGGCUGAUGGGUAAGGAUCGUUACAUGGAGGCUUAUGAAGCAACGGUUCAGAUCAGACCCCAUAAGAUUUUGGCAUGCCGUGACAUGUUUUAUCAACAUAUUCUCAUGAUGGAAGAGGAAUCAUUGCAAUUGCCAUUCGUCAAGAGGUUGCAGGAAAUGGUUACCGUUAGAAGAAAUAGGAACGGUUUGCUUGCAUCGUGUGUUUGUGCCUUUAUGCAACAAUUCUGUGGUAUAAACGUUAUCGCAUACUAUUCUUCUACUAUCUUCAAAGAGAGUGGUUUCUCAGACUUGCAAUCUUUGGAGGCUUCGUUUGGUUUCGGUCUUAUUAAUUUUGUCUUUGCAUUCCCAGCUUUCCUAAUGAUUGAUAGGUUCGGUAGGAGGUACCUGUUACUGCGCACAUUCCCUUGGUUGGCUUUGUUCUUACUGAUUGCUGGUUUUGGCUUCUGGAUCCCUAAAUCGAAUAACGAUGCCAGAAUGGGUGUUAUCACCAUGGGUAUCUAUGUGUUCACCGCCAUCUACAGUUUCAGUUGUGGUCCUGUUCCUUUCAUUAUUGCCGCUGAAUCUGCCAACUUGGCUUCCAGAUCCCUAAACGCUUCCAUCUUUACAGUCGUUCUAUGGGGUUUUAACUUCAUUUUAAGUUUGACUUGGAAUAGUAUGCUGGCCGCUAUGAAGGCACAAGGUGCAUUCGGAUUCUACGCAUUUUGGAAUCUCGCAGGUUGGUUUAUGGUUUACUUCUUACUUCCAGAAACAAAACAAUUCACUCUGGAAGAAUUGGAUGAAGUGUUCGAUAUUCCUUUGAGAACUCGUAUUGCCUAUGAAUUCAAAGAGCUAUGGCCAAAUUUCCAAAGGUCCAUCUUGUGGAGAAAGAAUGUUAAGGGACAACCGCCACUAGGACCACACCAAAGAUUGUCUUUGAAGUCUGAGGAAUGGAAUGAUAAGGCAUCCGCCGAGUUUGUCGAAAAAGCAAACUAA